AAUGCAGGAGGUAGGUAAAUACCUGAGGAGGGCGGAGCGUUUAUUCUCUUCCUCUGACAGAAACUCCCGACCUUUGAGACCAGCAGACAGACAGAGAGAUACUCAGUGAAAUAAAGAGAACAAUGGCUACAGACUUCACUCAGGACACGCUGUUACAUUUCCUCCAGAGCAGCGGAGGCCAGGUGAAAAACUCUGAUCUGAUUCUGCACUUCAGGAACUUCAUCAGGGACCAUGAGGACCGGAACCGAAACCGGGAGCUCUUCAAGAAGUUCGUCAACUCCGUGGCCACCGUGAGACAGAUCGACGGCGUCUCUUAUGUUGUUCUCAGGAAGAAAUUCAAUGCACAUGUCGGUGGUGGAGAAGGGAGUUCAUCCGAGCAGCCCACCGGGAGGAACGCCGAGCUCUCCCCGGAGAAAGGGAAGCAUAGCCCGGCUUGGAGCGCAGAGAAGCCUCGGCAGAAACUCCCACAGCUGAGGGAGGUGACAGCACCCGCCCCUGCAGGAGGAACAGCCGGGAAAACGAUCCUACCUGCAGCUGGGAUCAUGCUGCUCAACAACAACAACAUGGAAACUAAUUUAAACCUAAAAAGGAAACAGGUAAGCAGCACACCUGAACUUCCUGUCAGACCAGCAGCAGCAGCUCAGGUGGUGAGUCAGACCCCCAGACUCUCUGAGCCUCCUGACCCAGAUCAGAGCACUAAAGUGGGACAGCACAGGGUGGUGCAUCCUGCAGUCAGACCCCAUGGAGAAACCAGACAGCAGGUCCCAGUCCCAGAGGCCCGUCUGCAGCCUGCAGAGCUGCAGAGUCUUCAUCAGGAGCCUCCUCUUCAUCAUCAGGCGCAGGGUGCUCCACGCCGCGUCAGACCCCAUGGAGAAACCAGACAGCAGGUCCCAGUCCCAGAGGCCCGUCUGCAGCCUGCAGAGCUGCAGAGUCUUCAUCAGGAGCCUCCUCUUCAUCAUCAGGCGCAGGGUGCUCCACGCCGCAUCAGACCCCAUGGAGAAACCAGUCAGCAGGUCCCAGUCCCAGAACCCCUCAGAGGGAGGGAGGCCCGUCUGCAGAGUCUUCACCAGGAGCCUCCUCUUCAUCAGAAGCCUCCUUUUCAUCAGGAGCCUCAUCUUCAUCACGCCAGUCUUCAGGCGCAGGGUGCCCCACGCCACAUCAGACCUCAUGGAGAAACCAGUCAGCAGGUCCCAGUCCCAGAACCCCUUAGAGGGAGGGAGGUCCGUCUGCAGAGUCUUCAUCAGGAGCCUCCUCUUCAUCAGGAGCCUCCUCUUCAUCACGCCAGUCUUCAGGCGCAGGGUGCCCCACGCCACAUCAGACCCCAUGGAGAAACCAGCCAGCAGGUCCCAGUCCCAGAACCCCUCAGAGGGCGGGAGGCCCGUCUGCAGCCUGCAGAGCUGCAGAGUCUUCAUCAGGAGCCUCCUCUUCAUCAUCGGGCGCAGGGUGCCCCACGCCGCAUCAGACACAGGCCGAGCUACAAAUCUGCCGUCUCUUAUGAUGAAUAUGAGGAGGAAGAGGAGGAGGUCGUCCAGUUGAGACGAGGUUCAGCAGGAGGAGCGUGGCCCCUGAGCACUCCGCUCGGAGACAUGGGGAGGGCCAUCUCCGCCUCCUCGCCGUGCAUCAUAGACCAGCCUGUCGUGUCCUCCGCCUCCUCGCUGUGCAUCGUAGAGCAGCCUGUCCUCUCUUCCGCCUCCUCGCUGUGCAUCGUAGACCAGCCCGUUGUCUCUUCCGCCUCCUCGCUGUGCAUCGUAGACCAGCCCGUAGUCUCCUCCGUCUCCUCGUCCUCCUCUUCAUCAUCAGAAAUGAAGCUCCCACAGAUUUACGUCCAGGAUGUUGAAGGGAAAACGCUGCCCCCUGGUGGUGGCCCAGGCUGGCGCUCGGAGUCAGGGGCGGGUCAGAGAGGACAAUGGGCCGGGUCGGGGAUGGAACCCGGGUCUGUCCCGCCGGGGGAGUCCACCAGACGUAGCCUUCCUUUAGAGGCGGAGCGCUACAUGCCGUCGAACAGCAGAUAUGAAGAGCUCCAGGCCAGAGCAGGUCGCACUGGGAGCGGGUCUCAAAUCCAGGAAGUACUCGGGCGAGCCCAAAGGAAAAAGUUAGAAUCUGUGACGCAUCAAGCCAACAGUAAAACAACGACGCCUUGGCAUCACUCUACAGGCAGUCUCCAUGACGACCAGGAGCCCUCAGAUCGUUUGUCACCACUCCAUCACUCCAAUGACCAUCUCCACGUCGACCAGAGCUCUACAGCCCGUGUGAUGCCGUGGCACCUCUCCACAGGUGAUAUCUACGACGACAGAGAGGAGACAGAGUCGAGCGACGGCUCCACCUCUUCGCCGCCGCUGCGGACGCGUCCAUCGGUCGCCAGGCGGCUCAGCAGCCAGUUGAGGAACAGGAUGUGCCGCAGCCUGGGAGCCGACCUCGACCAGAUCCUCCAGGAGGAGGAGAGGGCCGGAGGAGGAAGUGAGGCGGCCCGUCUGAACCGCCUCCACAUGAUCUCCUCAUCACUCAGCCUACGCUACAACCUGUCGUCGUCCUCGCUGUCGUCCUGCUCCACGCCGCCUCGCUGCCGCAGCUCCACCGACCUGAACGAGGGGGUGGAAGGGAGGAGGAGCUCUCCUACCACCGCCUCCUCACCUGCUCAUCAUGAGGGCUCCAGUAGGCAGCAGUCAUUGGUUCCUCUGGAGCCCCGGGAGCACGCCUGGCUGGUGAAGGGAGCGGCGGGUGCCUGGCCCGACAUCUACACCCUCUUCAGAGAGGACUCGUCCUUGCUCAACAGACAAGACUUCAUCUCCGGCUUCACUGUGCUGCACUGGAUUGCGAAACACGGCGACCACAGAGUCCUCAACACCUUAUGGUAUGGAGUCCAAAAGGCUGGUUUGACCCUCGACGUAAAUGCCAAGUCAACAUGCGGCCACACGCCUCUCCAUAUUGCCGCCAUGCACGGCAACAAGAACAUAAUGCGGUUGCUGGUUAGCAAGUUCGACGCAGACGUGAAGCUGAGGGACACGGCUGGAAAGAAGCCCUGGCAGUAUCUGAGUCGCACCUGGCCGCCGGAUGUCUUCGAGCUGCUGGGAGCUCCGGCGCGGCUUACUGGGAAAGGGGAGGAAGGAGUCGGGAGAGAAGACCCCAACUUGGAACAGCGCCAGCCGCACCGCCGGCGUCGGCGGCAUCACCUCUCUUUCGCUUCCCCGGGAGACAGGCCGCUGACCAUGACGGGCACGACGAGGGUCAAAAGGUCGUCGUCGAUCGCAGCGUUCCUCAAACACAAAUCGAUGCUUCCGUUUUUAGGACAUCACUCUGACUCCUCCUUUUAAAAACUCAACUGAUGGAUUGAGUGGGAUUUUAAUUCUGAAACCUGAUUGGUUUACUGACCGGUUUGCUGGCCGGCUGGUUUCAUAAACGCAAACAAGGUUUACACCUGAGUUGGGCCUUCCCAAAGCACGGCCAAGAUCAAAACGUGGCUAAUGUAUGCCAUUCAGUGGCUGGUGGUGUAGCUAGCAUCAAUGGUCAAAUCAGUGGCCUAUUGGCUGUUUAACCCUGUAGUUGUCUACUGUAAUAUCCCAACAUAUAAAUAAAUAAAUAUAUAUGAUAAUACGUUAUCUCACCUGAAGUGUUUUAUCCAGCAACUCCUGGUCUUUUUAUCAGACGGGAAGAGAAAGAACGAGUGAAACCCGUCGCUGGUGUGAGUACAUCCCAGUACGAAACACAUCGCAGCUUCAGAGAGAGAGAGACAUCACUUGUGCGACUUUUGGGUGUGUGGUCUUUCUAAUUACGUAUUUUCACAGUCUUAUACUUCAACAGUUUUAUGACAAACUGAUAGAUAACGUAUCACUUGUGUGUGAACUUUUAAGGAACUAAUACCCCACAGUCAUGAGUUUAAAAGAAACCAAGUUCCUCACAGUUGACUUUUUGACAGGCCACAUUUCCACCACAGGAACUUUCCCCAAGAACCUUUUGAGGAACUCAUUGCGUUUCCACCGCAGGGACCAGUGUCUAAAUUAAGUUCCGGGGACGUCUUACGGGGCCUUUUUACCCCCAAAAAGGUCCUGAUUGUGGGGUAGUACUUUCUGAAAGUACUCUGCAAAAGUCCCCGGAACUUUUGGUGGAAACCCGGCUAUAUGAACCUUUGUUCUUGGUGCUUUGUCAGCUUGGUCAGCUUUGUCAGCCUAAAGCCUUGAGCUCAGUCUAAAUAACUGCAACGACAGGGAGCACUAGUUUCUGCACCGGAGCAUUCAGUUUCACCGGAUAUGAACACCAAAGGAAAGAUUGUUUGACAAAGACUGCUGGAUCUGAGACAUGUGAUAGUUUGAGGCAAGAGGCUAUUUGCAAGCACUUGUAGAUUAGCAGAGCGGAUCAGAUUUCAGCGUGAUUGUCUGUUGUUGUGGUGAGAGGACAAAGCAGCAGAAGGUGGAAAUUUAUGAGCCGCGGGGCAACAUGAGCUCCAGUUUCAGUCGGAAGCUUUGAUUCACUCGCUGGAGACACUUUCAGUACUCCAAAACGGACAUGAUUCUGCGGUUUUUUAACACCCACCCAUGUAAUAUGUACUUUUUCUUCCUCAUACUGCUUCCAAACUUUCCAUCAGUUUUUAAAAUUGAUUUUCUUCCUUCCAUGCGACCUUUCGUUUCAGUUCGUGUCUGCGAAAAUGAACUUGCAGUGAAAUUCAAUUUAGGGAGGUAGAGGACAAAACAUCAUGACCACCUUUACGAUGAAAUCAAAUCACGCUGCAGUAGGCACUACUUUUGUAAAGCUUCACUUUUUUGCUGGCACUGAAUUAGAGGUGUUUUACUUUGGUGGGGUGGUAAUUCUGGUUUGUUACAACUAGGGUCUUAUUUUGGUAGUUUUCUCCUUCAUGUCUGUCAAUGACAACAUUGUACUCACCAGCUGAGAUCUGGGAAUGCGGUGACAUCACUGAAAAGAAGUCUGACGGGUCGUAAAACACGAGCAGUGAGAUGAUCAGACAGGUUUUAAACAAGCCCCCUGGUUAGUCAAACAUUUACAAAAUGAUAAUCCGUGUAAAAGCCAAGAAGUAAGUUUGAGCUACUUUGACGGCCAAGAAAAAGACCAGCAAUAUAACCCUGUGUAAAAACAAACAAGAUAUAAUAUGUUAAUUGAACUUAAUUACUGAGCUUUAGAUGCGCUGGUAGGUGGAUUUUGAAUUGUCAAUGGGCUAUAGUUUCAUAUUUAUUGCACCGAUAUGAGAGUCGUGUCAAUCUUCUCAUCUAAUAA
Messenger RNA from Sebastes umbrosus (honeycomb rockfish), 5223 nucleotides. RefSeq lists its product as uncharacterized. The record is from RefSeq and is a predicted model, not a curated record. Gene Ontology annotation, molecular function: protein binding. The coding region runs from base 123 to 3311 and encodes 1062 amino acids. The transcript has 5 exons. Lineage: Eukaryota; Metazoa; Chordata; Actinopteri; Perciformes; Sebastidae.